AUGAGUUCCUUAAUAUCCAUACAAUUGUUGAUUUGCAUAGUGGUAUUACUACCAUCGUGUUAUAGAGGAGAAACCGAAUUAAACAAAGAAGACUCAUCAAACCAGUUCCUAAAUCUCAAAACCCAAGAUCUAGAAAAUGCAAUUCAAUAUGGUACCCAACAAAUUAAUAUGCUUUCUCGUCAUGAGGAUUCGUUAUCGUAUGCUGAUGUUCAUGUGAAAAUUGGGAGCCCGUCCCAUGGACAACUGAUCGAUUCUAAACCUUCCAUAGACGGGCAUUUGGCAUCUCGAAAUGCUGAAAUUGUUAUUAAAGCUUCACAUUACAUAAUGAACAAACAUUGUUUGGGCACCGGAAUUAGUCAAAUUCAAUGCGCCAAAGAUUUAGCAAAAGUAAAACUAGACCAGACUUCUUUGGGUGAGAUGUGCUUGUCAAAAUAUUUCAACGAAACAGCGUGCGUUGGGAAGAACUUGAAGUAUCGUAGUGCAGACGGUUCUUGUAACAACUUGAAACAUUCCUUUUGGGGAAAGGCAAACACGGCUUAUAAACGUUUAUUGUUUCCAGUCUACAAAGAUGGUUUGAGCUCGAUUAAAGAACUGCCAAAUUCUAGAGAACUGAGCACCGGUCUUGUCAACGACGAGAAUUCACCCGACAGCGUGAAAACGAUCGCGAUGGCGUACUGGACGAUAUUCAUAGGCCACGACCUAUCACACACGGCUGUUUCCAGCAUGCUGAAAACGAACAAAUCGGUGGACUGUUGUAACGAGAACGGAAUGAAGCAAGCGCCACGGUACACACACCCGUCAUGCGCGCCCAUAAUCAUACCGAAAGACGAUAAAUUUUUUUCACCACUUCGCCGCACGUGCAUGAACUACGUGCGUUCGGUGCCAGCGAUGCGGACCGAUUGCACAUUUGGACCCAGAGAACAAUUGAACCAAGCCACUCAUUAUUUGGACGGGUCAAUGAUAUACGGCUCGUCAGCAGAACAGACGUGGUCGUUGAGGAGCAAGUCGCGAGGUCAAAUGUUGACGCACACUGGCGGCGACGGCGAUAGCGAUAGCGACAGCGACGGUGACCCGUUGCGUCCACAGUAUAUGCCCCUGGCUGCCAGCGAGUCGAAUGCGUGCCAGGCGGGAGGCGAUUACGCUGGCACGUGCUAUACGGCUGGCGACGUCCGAGCGAAUGCUCAGCCUCAUCUGACGGCCAUGCACACGCUGUGGAUGAGGGAACACAACCGGGUGGCCGGGCUGCUGGCCGUCAUCAACCCGCACUGGGAUGACGAGCGCGCGUUCCAAGAGGCCAGAAAAAUUGUGACGGCGUCUAUACAGCACAUCACGUAUGGCGAGUGGCUCCCAGCACUGCUUGGCAAAAAGUACACCAAGCGGGGAUUGGAACUGUCACCGAAGGGGUACAGUGACGCGUACGAUGAGACCGCUGAUCCGACCGUCAGCAAUAGCUUCGCGACCGCGAUACUGCCGUUCGUCAACUCCAUGUUCAACGAGACCCUCAGUUUAUACUUUGAAAACCGAGCGACAAACAAAAGUCUUUCAUUAAAGGAACAUUAUAAUCGACCGUCCGAUUUACAGAUGAACUACAUGGAUCAUCUUGUCAGAGGACUAUCCAUGCAGAAUACACAAAAAGUCGAUAUGCUAUUCACGCAAACGAUCACAAAUUACUUAUACAGUCAUCCAGAUAAUAUGUUUGGGAUGGACAUUGUCAGUUUAGAUAUACAACGAAGCCGCGAUCACGGUAUUCCAAGCUACACACAAUUUAGAAAAUAUUGUGGACUAAAAGACAUAAAAAAUGUACAAGAUUUGAAUCAAAUUAUGGUUAAAGGAUCAACUAAUAGAUUAUUGAGACAAUACAAAACUUGGGACGAUAUAGAUCUAUUGAUUGGUGCAUUGUUUGAGAAACACGAAGACGAUGCAAUGGUAGGCCCAACGAUGAGAUGCAUUAUUAGAGAACAAUUUAUAAGAACUAGAAUUGCAGAUAGAUAUUUUUAUGAUUUGCCAAAAGUAUUCAAAAAACAUCAACUGGCUGAAAUCAGAAAAGUGACUCUUGCAAGAGUCUUUUGUGAUAAUAGUGAUAAUGUCACAAAGAUGCAACAACGAGUAUUUUUUAAACCUAUAUCUGCUGAAGAUGAUUUACUGCCUUGUGAUUCCCUAUUAAUUCCAAAAAUCAAUCUUAAACAUUGGUUAGAAACGGUCGAUACAAAUAGGAAAUAACUUAAAUAUCAAUGUCUAAAAGGUCAUAAAUGUUAAUGACUAUGUUAUCUGACUUGUGAUUGAAGCCUAAUAACCACUGAUAACUUGUUAUUCUUUUUUAUUGUUAGUUUUAUUGCUAACAGUCUAAAUCACUUGCGUCAUCGGCCUACGUAUAGUGUACACAUAGGCUUUUAUGAUAACUAAUUGAUAAACUAUAAAAUUUAAACGAUAAAUUCCUUUAGAGAAUUUACUAAUUUAGGCAAAUUAGAUUUUAUUUUGAAUAAAUAAAAAUUAGAAGUUUAUAGAUUCUAUUGUAUAGGUAUUAUUUGAUUUUUCAUAUUGUAAUUAAUGAAAAUAUUAAACUUAUGUGGAUUUUUAUCCAAAUUUCCUAUUACAUCACUGUACCUUGUUAAUAAAUUGUAAAUUAUAAAUAUUGGCUUUUUUAGUAAUAUAAUUAUUAUCAGACUAA
Messenger RNA from Rhopalosiphum maidis (corn leaf aphid), 2668 nucleotides. Its product is annotated as peroxidase-like. Gene Ontology annotation, molecular function: heme binding; peroxidase activity. Gene Ontology annotation, biological process: response to oxidative stress. The record is from RefSeq and is a predicted model, not a curated record. The transcript has 10 exons. The coding region runs from base 1 to 2220 and encodes 739 amino acids. NCBI's taxonomy places the organism in Eukaryota, Metazoa, Arthropoda, Insecta, Hemiptera, Aphididae.